CAAAUAAUAAUAAUAAUUAAUUAAAAUUAAAUUAAAAAAUAACAAGAAAUGAAAUUCCAAAGAUUGUUAAUUGCAGCUUUAAUAGUUUGCUUAGUCUCUGCCUAAUUGAGGUUAGAAGAUUAAAUCAAAAAAGAAUAAUAAAAUGAAAGUUGGUUAGAAAAACUUUUGGACUACUUCAGACCUAAAAAUAAACUCAGUGUCACCACUGAAUGUAAUGCUCUUAACUUCACUGCUUAUGACGGACUCAGUUACUCUGGUUAUUUGAGUGUUGGUUAAAAUUUGAAAUCUGCUCUUGGUUUCAUUUUCUAUGGUGCUAAGGGAAGAACUGUUGAAUAAAUUAGAACCCUCCCAACUAUCAUCUGGUUAAAUGGUGGUCCUGGUUGUUCUUCUUAAUUCGGUAACUUCUUUGAAUUAGGUCCCCUUUAUGUUAACUAAACUUCUAGUGGUUCUUUCUACUUUACUCCUAAUAAUUAUACCUGGACUAACGAAUACAACGUUAUUUUUGUUGAUUAACCCAUUGGUACUGGUAUUUCUUAUGCUGACUCUUCAAAGGAAAUUCCUUAAAACUAAGAUUAAGUUGCUUAAUAAUUCCUCUAUGCUCUUGAUUAACUUUAUAACUCUCCUAAUGGAUGUUUUAACUAAGUUGGCUUAACUCCCAAGUCUCCUCUCUUCCUUUUCGGUGAAUCAUAUGCAGGAAAGUAUGUUCCUUCUAUCGCUGCUAGAGCUUUAAAAGAAAAGAAUGUUUUCAACAUCUAAGGUAUUGGUGUAGUUGAUGGUUUCACUGUUCCUUACUAUGUAGUUGGCUCUCUCAGUGAAUUCUCUCACUUAAAUAACCUUACUAGUAACACCCAAUACUAACAUGGUCUUCAAGUUGCAGCAUAAGCAUAAAAGGCUAUUAAUGCUUCUUAAUUCUAGCUUGCUUCUUCAUACUUCAAUCAAGAUAUGAGCAUUAACAAUCCUUAAAAUUUAGAUGUCUACAACAUCCACAGAUAAGAUGAACCUGAUGCCAGUGCUCUUGAAAAUCUCUUCAAUUCCGCUUACGGAUAAUAACUUUUCAAGUUAAGAAAUAAGAAAUAUACCUAAUGUGACAACACAGUUUAUGCUCGUUUUGCUAAUGACUUCAUGAAAGGCGAUACCAUCAAUGCAGUUGAAUAUUUACUUGAAUAAGACUUCCCAGUUAACUACUUUAACGGAAAUUUAGAUCUUAUUGUCCCUUACAUAGGUACUGAAACACUCUUAUCAGUCCUUAACUGGUCUGGUUAAAGUUAAUUCAACAGCGCUCCUACUACCUAAUGGGCUGCUGAUGGUGCUGUCUAUGGUACAGUUAAGACUUACAAGAACUUAUAAUACAAGCUUGUUUAUAACUCCGGUCACAUGGUCCCUCAAGACUAACCUGCUGCCGCUCUUAAUUUAGUCACUGAAGCUGUUAACCGCAGUUUACAAUACAAUCAAAGCAAAUCUUAAUGA
Molecule: messenger RNA, 1467 nt
Organism: Tetrahymena thermophila SB210
Lineage: Eukaryota; Ciliophora; Oligohymenophorea; Hymenostomatida; Tetrahymenidae
Product: serine carboxypeptidase family protein
Exons: 1
Biological process (GO): proteolysis
Molecular function (GO): serine-type carboxypeptidase activity
Source: RefSeq, a predicted model, not a curated record